Molecule: messenger RNA, 7856 nt
Organism: Xenopus laevis (African clawed frog)
Lineage: Eukaryota; Metazoa; Chordata; Amphibia; Anura; Pipidae
Gene: gigyf1.L
Product: GRB10 interacting GYF protein 1 L homeolog
Exons: 26
Coding region: 1754-4744 (996 amino acids)
Biological process (GO): insulin-like growth factor receptor signaling pathway
Cellular component (GO): cytosol
Source: RefSeq, a predicted model, not a curated record
UCGUUAAGUAAAAAAAAGAUACGAUUUGCGCCGCCCACUCGUCCGUGUUGUUUUCAUGCGGUCACGUGGUCCGAGCUAGCACCGCCCCCGGGACAGGACAGACCACGUGACCUCGCGGCCCGGCCGCCAUCUUGUUUUGAGUUCCCCGCACACUGAGGAGGUGGCGGAGGGAGCGUGACGUGUCGUGACGUAACGAGGACUAUCGCGACCCGAGCGACAGCUGUAGAGAAACGCACGGAGGGAGGGAGCCGGAGAGGGGCCCCUGUGGCAGCGCGGAGACCGAGGGACGCGCUGGGGCCUCGGGAGGGACAGAGUCGCCUCGGACGUAACGCGCGGGCCUCACGUAUCCACGCAGCAAUACAGGCCUCACACUCUCACGCACAUAUCUCUCUAUACUCCCAUAUAGGCCUCAGCUCCUCACACCGACCCCCGCCCACUGGCCUCCCACACCGACCCCUCCAAUGACAGUCUCUUCGCGCUCAUAGGCCUGAGGCGGCCACACACUCUCUGACCCCUGCGGCGCCCCGUAGCCUCACAUCUGCCUCCUACACAGGGGCCACUCACAUCAACUCCCUGUAUCUACAGCCAGGGGCCACUCACAUCAGCUCCCUGUAUCCACAGCCAGGGGCCACAUACUCACAUCAGCUCUCUGUAUCCACAGCCAGGGGCCACUCACAUCAGCUCCCUGUAUCCACAGCCAGGGGCCACAUACUCACAUCAGCUCCCUGUAUCUACAGCCAGGGGCCACAUACUCACAUCAACUCCCUGUAUCUACAGCCAGGGGCCACUCACAUCAACUCCCUGUAUCUACAGCCAGGGGCCACACACUCGGAUCAUACAGAAAUCUGUCAAUCUCCAUAGCCAGGGCCCUCAGUAUCUGUGUCCAUACAAGCAGAUUCCAUAGAGGGACAGAAGGCAGUUCAGUAUAUAGAGGCAAGAGAGGGCUCUGGGGUAUAUAGAGAGUUCGGUAUAGACUGUCCCAUUGCACAAGGACUUACCCAGAGGCAUUGGCUCAUUAUAGAGGGGCAGCACUGGGUGUUAGAGUCCUGUACAGGACAAUACACUCACACACAUUAGCAAAGACAUAUACAUGUUGGGGCAGUUAUUGGCCCUUUUCUGAGGGCCCCUUAUAAGGAGCAUUAGCAACGGAGCAUGAAGUAGGGAAACCACAGAGGCCUAAACCAGUUCUACAUACAAACCUGUAUAUAUAUAGAGAGGGCUAUAGCCACGCCAGCCUGGUAGCCAGAGGGCAUCAGAGAAGCACAUGUUUACUGGUACUGACUGUCAGUUUAUACAUAGGCGGCAGUGAGGCUGGUUUACAAUUGCGCUGGUACCGCAGCACUGAAGGGACUAAUCACGCAUGUCACCCAGGAGAUUUCAGGGUUAAUUACAUGUAUGUUCUGUAUGUAGUGACCCACACACGUAGAGAAAGGAGGGACGCGUGUAACGUCUGGGCUCAGACACUUCUGUAGUGGCCAGCGCUGGGCAACAGGGCCGGAAUAUUGUGUGUUCUGAAAACUUGCACAGAACUCACCAGGACUGGACCCCGGGGCCCAAAACAUCCUUGUACUGAAGGACCCGCCCCCUGUAGCUCCUCCCACCCUGCUUAAAGCUGCUACACAGGACAACAUUGAGCUCUUAAAGUGGCGGCAAGGGACGUUGUGCCAGCAGCUCUGCAAGAGAUGGGGUCAGUGACCCCCAUUUGAAAGCUGGAAAGAGUUAGAAGAAGAAGGUACCUGAACACUCAAUCAAUAUGGCUGCCGAAACCCUAAACUUUGGGCCUGAAUGGCUCAGAGCACUAUCCAGUGGGGGGUCCGUGGCCUCCCCACCCCCCUCCCCCGCUAUGCCAAAGUAUAAACUUGCUGAUUAUCGCUACGGACGAGAGGAGAUGUUAGCACUUUAUAUCAAGGAGAAUAAGGUUCCAGAAGAAAUGCAGGACAAGGAGUUUGCUGUGAUUCUCAAUGAGGAACCCCUGCAGCCUCUGGCUCUCCUUCCACUCACUGAGGAGGAGCAGAGGAACUUCUCGUUAUCGGUGAACAGUGUUCCAGUGCUUCGAUUAAUGGGGAAAGGGGCAGCAGCAGCAGCACCAGCAUCUAGUGGGACAACAAGAGGCAGAGGCACCACUCGUGGGAGAGGACGAGGUCGAGGAGAUUCCGUUCCUUACCCACGAACACUAGAUGAGCAAGACUCUGGGUUUGGCCGCGGUGGAAGAGAGAUUCAUCGGAGUCAAAGUUGGGACGACAGGGGGGAGCGGAGGUUUGAGAAGCCGGUUCGGCGAGAGGCUGUCCGUGUCGGGUUUGAAGAGUCUGUUGCCCCCUCACGGAAGGAGUUUGCCCGGUCAGACAGUGACAACUGGCGCACAUUGCGUGAAGGACAAGAGGAAGAUGAGGAUGGCAACUGGAGACUGGCUGUGACUAGGAGAGAUGAGAGGUGGAGAUCCACCAGUCCUGGUGCCAACACUGGAGACGCUCCCCGCUCGGCUGGUUGGAGGGAUAAUGGGGAAAGGCGCAGAAAGUUUGAUUUUGAAGCUGUGCGUGAGGAAAGCGGCUCUACAACCCGUUCUGGUGCACAAGAAGAUGAGAGGGACGGCCUCCCAGAGUGGUGCAUGGAGGAUGAAGACGAUGAGAUGGGAACUUUCGAUUCCUCUGGGGCUUUCUUAUCCUUUAAGAAGAGUCCUAAAGACACCAUCAUGGAGGAACAAGAGCUGGAGUUCCAGGGAGUUGAGGAAGAAGAGCAGAACGCAGAGGAGGGAGCUCUUGGGCCUGAAGAUGAAGAUUCCUCUCUUGUCCAUGAAGAUGCUGCCCUGGAAGUUGCUUCCACUUCUUCUGAUCCCCCCAACCUGAUAUGGGGAGGGGCAAUGUAUGUUGAUGGUGAAGGAGAGAGAUGCCCUGAAGUGCCCUCUGAUGAUGGAGAAGAGGUGUUGGAGGGAGAGAAGCAGCAGGGAGCAGGAGAGGAAGGUGAUCCUGGAACUUUCAUUCACCAGUCUCUGUCCCCUCUUUCCACCCUCCCUCCUACCUCCUCCUCCCCCCCAGUUGCUGCUACUGAAUUCACUGUGGGGGAUCCAGAGGAGGAUGAAGGAAUGAAGCAUCUCCAGCAGGAAGCGGAGAAGCUGGUGGCUUCCCUACAAGAUUCUUCCCUGGAAGAAGACGGCUUCUCCUCCACUCGCUCUCACAACGCUGCUGCUCUCCCACUGUCUCAUGAAGCUGCAAUGAAAUGGUUCUACAAGGAUCCACAAGGGGAGAUUCAGGGUCCAUUCACCACGCAGGAGAUGGCAGAGUGGUGCCAGGCUGGAUACUUCACCAUGUCCCUGUUAGUGAAACGAGGUUGUGAUGAAGGAUUCCAGCCCCUUGGGGAAGUCAUCAAGAUGUGGGGGCGUGUUCCCUUUGCACCCGGGCCCUCCCCUCCUCCCCUGCUGAGUAAUAUUGAUCAGCAGUGUCUGAAGAAGCAGCAGGAAUUAGCUCUGUACCAGCAGCUGCAGCACCAGUAUCUGCUCCAACUCAUUAACAGGCAGCAGUACCCCCAAAAGACUGGCGAUCUGACUCCCCAGCAGCAGCAGCAAUUGGCUCUUUUCCUGCAGCAACUGAACCCUUCAAAAUCCAGAUCAUCUGAGUCUGCUCACCUCCCUUCUAUGAAUAGAUCUCUCUCUGUGCCAGACACUGGAUCCCUGUGGGAUCUACAUACCUCAGCUACGCAGACUUCAGGUGGGGACCCUGCACUGUGGGACCUGCCUACUACAGCUGCAUCUCAGGGGCCAACAUUGGAACAGCAGCUGCAACUGCAUCAGAAGCUGCAGGAACGCCGAGAUGCUGAACUCAGGGCCAAGAGGGAAGAGGAGGAGAGAAAGAGACGAGAGGAAAAGAGACGUCAGGAAGAGCAGAAGCGACGAGAGGAAGAGGAGAUAUACAGACGCAAGCAGCAGUGCCGCCAGCAGCAAGAACUGCUCUUGAAGCUUCUCCAGCAGAGUGGCCAGCCAUCUCCACCAGCCUCAUGGGGGUCUCACGGGAAGGGACUGUCUCUUAAAGCCAUGCUGGAGAUGCAGGAGAGAGAGGGGCAGCUACUCAAGCAGAGAGGACAGACAUCACGGCCAGGGCAUGGAAGUCUGGGAAUGUCCAAUGCUUCUGUUCUGCCCUCUCAGUGGGGGAAUGACUCUGGUUCCCUUUGGGGUGGGCCUGACAAGAGCCUUUGGGAUGAUGGUGUAAAAUCUGCAACCAGUUGCAGGGGGCUCCGUAACAGCAGGAGUAGCCCGUCUCUGACAGAUACAUACGCUGCCUCUGCUCGCCGCAAGAAAACCGAAGAGGAAGAGAAGCUUCUGAAACUUCUGCAGGGAUUCAAACCGUCUGACGGUUUCACUCAGUGGUGUGAACAAAUGUUACACAUCCUCAACACAUCCAACAACGUGGAUGUCCCUACAUUGGUGGCCAUUCUGAAGGAGUUGGAGUCGCCCUACGAUGUUCAUGAUUAUAUUCGAUCCUGUCUGGGAGAGACUCUCGAAGCCAAAGAAUUCGCUAAACAAUUCCUUGAACGGAGAGCAAAAUACAAAGCCAGCCAGAGGCAGCAGGUUCUGGAUACCGCCUGGCUGGCUCCAUCAAUGUUCCCGUCAUCCCAGAAUUCCAAGCCAAGCGCAUAUGAUACACAAAGCAACAAAAUGAAGAGGAGGAUCCAAAUGUUACACUCAGACCCCAGCAUUUUGGGUUACUCCCUCCAUGGCUCCUCUAAUGAAAUGGAAGCCAUUGAUGACUACUGAGGAGACGUCUUUUUCCCUGACGCCAUUUUUAAUUUCAAUUGCCGCCCCAGCAGCGGCGCCUAAUGCACUGCAAACUCUCCCCUCCCUCUCGAAGAGGUUUAGGGGCUUAUAGACUGGGAGAGAAACGGGGUACUUGGUAUCUCAGCCAGAGCCAGGGAGGAGGGGGUGGAGCUACAAAUAAGGGGAAACCCCUGUCUCCUCCCUCCACUCCCCAAAACAUGAUGCACUCAUUUUAAAGCACCUUAAAAAAUGCACUUUACAGAAACUGAUCAAAAAUUUGAACUAUUCCUUUUUUGUUUUGUUUUUUUUGGCAUUUUUGUUGUUCUUUUGUUUUUUUUUAUAUAAAAGUUUUUGAAAACCAUCCGAAAAAGGAGGGAAAAACUGGAUAAUAGUGACUUUUUGACUGUUUAUUAAUAGUUUAACAUUUAUUGUUGCGUUGACUUUUUUAUUUUAUGACUAUUUUUUAACUUUUGACAGUUUCUGACUUUUUUUUUUUUUGUAUCCAAAAGUGAAGUUUUCGGGCUAAGAAAAAAAAAACUAAAAGAAAAUUAUUUUGAAAAAAGAAAAAUGCAGCCAAAAACACUUAUUUUUUUGUUAGUCUUUUUUCCUUGAAAUCUAUUUUUGUUUAAAAAAAAAAAAAAGAAAAAGAAAUAAAAAAAAAAAAGAAAUGGAAAAAUCUUAAAAGAUUAAAAAAAAAAAGCUUCGAUAUUUUUUUUUUUUGCGCUUUUUUUUAGCAAAGCGGAAGAAUUCCGCUUUGAGUUUUCUCUUGGAGAGAGGAGCGGUUGAUCCAUCAAAACUUGAAAGAAUGCACUUAUUUAGCUAUUUUUGAGGGGGGGAGAUAUUUGCAUUUUAAUGGUUCAUUUUUGCACAAAUAUAAACAUUUGUUUUUGGUAAAAAAAAAAAAACUGAUAAAAAAAAAAAGUUUCCGCCCCUCCUCUCCGGGCUUGGAAAUUUCCUGUUUUGUCCCCUCCGAAGGAUCGUUCUUCUUUCCGAGGCUUUAUUCCCUGUGUCCUGUGAAGGAUGUGAUGCCACAGUGGGCGGGAACACAACGGCGUUUUCUACGGACUAAGAGGCGCCUGUUACCAGCCCAAAAAAGCCCACGUAGCUCCUCCUCCUGCAGCGGGAGGGGCGUGGCUACACCUCUGCUCAUUCUCAUUGGGGAAAGACUGAAUAUCACUUUCCUUUUUAAAGGGACUGAUUGGUUCGUAUGGUACCUGCUCAUCACAGAUGUGUUUUUGGUUUGUGUUUUAAUCCUGCUUUUGUUUACAAAUGUCCUGGAGAAAGGACGCCAUUGCUAACGAUGGAACAGUGGGAGUGUCCUCCGACGGGGCGGGACCAUGCCCAAAGCUACAAAAAGAACUUGCCUGAGAGGGCGGGAUAUGGAGAAAGCGUUUUAUUGGGUGUCUGGUGCAAUUGCCUUAAUUUCGACAUGGAAACUCUACGCUGCCCCGAGCGCAAGGAUCUUUUACAGACAAUUUUGGGAAAUGAAGCAGCAGAUCCCACUCUUGGCAGCAGAUAAGGAUGUCCCUUAAUUACCAACCACCCAACACUUGUCUGUCCCACUGUACGCAGCGACUUGUGGGGCUCAGACCACCGUGAAAAUGUGACUGGCGACUCCCGUACACCUGGAAGUGGAGUCCCAAACAAACCAGUGUUUCUGGCUGAAUUGGCCACAGACUCGUUAUUGUGACACUUGUGUGUUGUGUAAAUAGAACUGCAGCUCAUUUGCCUAAAUCCACCUGUUUUAUGCCUAAAAAGAUGCUCCUUUUUUUGUUUUGUUUUUUUUUUUGCUGUGGGUUUCAUGUGUAUCUUUGCCACAAGAAUGUAUUCGGGCAGGAGCUGGCAUCCAGCAAUGUUACUGCCGCUGCAGCCCCCAGGGCGGGCGACGUGUGUUCCCUGGCGGGGAAAUGUAAAUAGUUAAGGCCCUUGUGCAGGCUCAGUAUUGGGGGGGGGUGUCCAGCAAAAGGGGGGUCCCUGCGAUUGCAGUGUGUAUAAAAUGGGGGGAUUUUUCCUUUGUGUACUGUGCUGAAUGUAACACAAGUUUGUACAUAUGAUCACACACCCUAUCAUGUGUAGGGCUGGAAAUAGCCACGCCCCCUUGUAAGUAUCUCCUCCCCAUCCACAGUCGUGGCCUAUUCCAGCCCUGCACCCACCCAGAGGUGUGAAUGUAUACAUUUCUAUAUCAUUGUGGUACACUGUGCUCUAUAGGGUGUAUACAUGCACAUCCCUGUGUCACGCUCUGUAAAUAAACCUCUCAUCACGCGUGUGUGUGUAGAGAAACGUGUGCACUGCUGUGUAUAAAUACACACACACACACACACACAUAUAUAUAUAUCGAAAACGGAUUAUAUUGGUUUUAAAACUUGUCUAAUUUGUUGCGUAUGGGGGCCGUAGAAAUGUAUCAUUUUGUUUAAGUCAAAUCCAAGUCCCAGCCAACCAGAUUCAGGGGGAAGUGACCCUUGUUUGUGUAGUUACCCAUAGGAACCAAUCAGAUCUGCUGAGAAGCGGUAGCCGCACUCGCUCAUUGGUUCCUGUGAGGUCCUAGAGCUUCAGCCCCUCCUUCCCUUGGGUUCCUUGAUUUCAAUAUCUGCUUUGGUAUCACAACUGCAAUGGAGUGUUUAACUCUGCCCAUUUAGUGUCAAUAUUCAAUUGAUCCAAAAAAUGUUGUUAAAAUCCGGGCUGUGUGUGUGUUUAUACUGGUGCCUAGUUGUACACACACACACAUAUCUAUACACACACACACAGACUUCUGUACUUACCUCUCUGGCCUCAUUCAUUUUCUCUCGUGAUAUUUUGCCUUAUUUUUCAGUAUUAAAGGUUUGAAAUGAACUGACCGCGCUGCACCGUGUAUAUAGCGCUUCCAGCCGAGGCGCUAGAGCCGGGGGCUUUUUGUUUUUAUUGCUGCAGUUUUUUGGCCACUCGCUGCUAAGGGCCGCGCCACGGACAGCUUUGUGCAUUUAGUGCCCCCCGGCUUUUUAGUUAAAUGGAUAUUCCGUGGCCUCACAAGUUGUGUGUCGCCCUGUGUUUCACAGGCAGACAUUUUGCUUCUUUUUCUUGUCUGAGGAAGUUGUGUUCCAAUAAUAUCCUGAUAAAAACCUGUAUGCAAAACAAA